Molecule: messenger RNA, 6714 nt
Organism: Bactrocera tryoni
Lineage: Eukaryota; Metazoa; Arthropoda; Insecta; Diptera; Tephritidae
Gene: dpr9
Exons: 7
Coding region: 556-2427 (623 amino acids)
Biological process (GO): synapse organization
Cellular component (GO): neuron projection membrane
Source: RefSeq, a predicted model, not a curated record
UGCUCUCUGUGCAAUCGAGUUGUAAAGACGUUCAACCGACGAAAACGACCAAAACGGCGGUUUCGGAAUUAAUAUUUGUGGAGUAAUAUUAUAAUUACUGCCAUAAUGUUUAGUUUUCAGAUAUAAAUGACAAUCAAGCUUUUACUACAAAUAAUAAUGAUACAAGAUGGUAGAAUACCAAAUAUCACAAGCCCUUGCAGAUUAUUUCAUGGCCAAUAAUCCUACUUUACUGUGAGCAAAGCAAACACAUUUAGAGGUCAAAUAGAAAGGGGUUGCGAAUUUCCACUUUGCAAUAGACCCUAACAAACGGACAUUUUAAGAGAUCCAGAAAAUCAAAAGAUUUUACUUUCGUAUGCUUACUUGUUCCACUCAAAAUAGAUAUGCACUUUAUAAUGUUAAGAAGCUGUUUUAACAGCAAUUCGACUCAAAAGAGCCACACUGGUCACUCCCCCCCUAAAGUACUCACUACGAUUAAAUAAGCUUAAAACGUAAAUACAUAUAUCUGUAUUCAAACCUAACUCCCUGGAGAACAUACCAUAUACAUAUAAACAAACCAUGAGCUCUACAAAUUCUCCAACUGUCCCAAAGGUACAUCGGUCUCAACAUAUUCAACAAUUUCAACGGCGAGUAUUCGGUAAAUUGUUAAAUGAUAAAGGGUUUAGCAGACAAAAUCGAAUGCAGUUGACCUUAAAUGAAAGAUUGGGGACAUGUACUAUUUACAAAUAUUGCCGGAGGCUACAAAAGUGGAAUUGUGUUACCAGGAAACCGGGAAAUAUGACUGUUAGCACUCUUGGUAAAGCGAAGGAGCUAACGCCGAAACAUAGACUGACUUUCUGGAGAUUGGGCGUUAAUUACAGCAUAAUGACAGAUUCAAUACAUACGAUAAUGUUAUUGUUUGCUGUUAUAAUGACUGUUUUGAUAUCGGAAAGCACUGUUCUAGCAUCGCAACGGGACUCAGUUAAACAAAAAAAUUCCAACAACCUGAGUAGUAAUAUACCUACGGUAAGCGGGGUUGAUAUCAAUGGUAACUUUGAUAGCAUUAGCGAUGCCAACACCAUUAGGUCUAGAAACAAUGCAAGCAACGGAAACCCUGAUAUCAAUGUUUCAUUAGCAGCGGCUGAUGAUAUACGUAAUAAGGCCAAUUAUGUCACACUGUCACCGAUCGUCACUUCAAGUACCGCUUUCGUAACUGUGGGAGUAUUUAGUACAGUGAGCAAUUCGGUAUAUUAUGGAGGUGUGCAGAAGAACAGUACCGCACAUUAUUCGGGGACAUCCAUCGUCAAUCGUAAUGUGAUUGAAGUAACAGAAGAUAAUCGUAAUGGUCCAUACUUUGACAAAGCUGCAUCGAAAAAUAUAACAGCACUUCUCGGAAAAACGGCAUAUUUAAAUUGUCGUGUGAAAAAUCUAGGAAAUAAAACGAUGCUCUUGCAAGUUUCUUGGGUGCGGCAUCGAGACAUCCACUUGUUAACUGUUGGACGGUAUACAUAUACAUCUGAUCAGCGUUUUCGUGCUAUACAUCAGCCACAAACCGAGGACUGGAUUUUGCAAAUUAAGUAUCCUCAACAUCGAGAUUCUGGUAUAUAUGAGUGCCAAGUUUCAACCACGCCACAUAUGAGCCAUUAUAUUCACUUGAAUGUUGUCGAACCUUCUACGGAAAUCAUUGGCGCGCCGGAUCUUUAUAUAGAGAGCGGUUCAACAAUAAAUUUAACUUGUGUAAUAUUAAAUUCUCCCGAACCUCCUGCGUACAUAUUUUGGAAUCAUAAUAACGCUAUUAUCAACUACGACUCUCCUCGUGGUGGUGUCUCGGUAGUAACAAAUAAAGGGGAAACUACUACUUCUUUUCUGCUUAUAAAAUCUGCUCGGCCUUCAGAUUCCGGACACUAUCAGUGCAACCCAUCAAAUGCAAAACCUAAAAGUGUAACGGUUCAUGUACUGAAUGGUGUUUCUCAUUCCGUUUCCAGGGGAGUUCCCAGCAGCAAUGCAGCGCGCGGGCCCAGUAUAUCUUCGAAUGUCCCAAAGUCGAUAUCUCCUAGUGUACCUGUCAAUGUACUUAUGCACCUUAGCAUAUGUAAAGUGGUAUAUGCAAACAUUGGCAGCAGUUGGGAUCAAGAUAGCAGGAAUUUGAAGCAUCUUGUUGCGUGGGUUUUAAACAUACUCGUGUUGCUGGCAACCGAUAUGCUUGGAAAGCAAGUUAAACGAAGAAAGUUUGGAAUGAUUAAUACCUGCGGCUGCUACUUCAAUGAUAUACAACUUAAACAAAAUUUACUCCUCCAAAAGUCGAAAUCAAAUAACAAUAGUCAUAACGGAGAGGGCAACUUACGAAAUUUAUUUUAUAAUACUACUAUUUUUAAGUCGAUGAAACACUUUAACGAUGUACAUACUUGUAAACUGUUUAACAGACCUAUAUUUGAACCAGAUAUCAGGUGAGUGCGUUUCGAUUUAAUGCCUUUUACUGGUCCUAGCCAUGUUACCGAGAAAGCGGGCAAAGUAAGCUCAAACAAUCCGAACUAAACUUGACUAAAGUGAGUUUUAUAAUGAUAAUAAUAUCCAUCGCAUUUUUUUGUAUUAUGUGUAUUGUAUAUUUUGGGUAUUUUAUUCCCUUGGGUUUCCAACUAAAAGGGAAACCGAACUUUUUUGUAAUCGAAUAAAAGUAUUAGGUAAAUUUGGGUAUUUGUAAAGUUACUUAUAAGAUAUAUUGUAAAUAAAAAUAAUAUAAUACACUAAAUAAUAAUGAACCAAAAAGAGAAAAAAAACAAAAAAAAAGCGAAAAGAUAUUGUUUCAAGAUAGAUUAUGAAAGAAUAAAAUUCUAAAUUGCUAAAACCUAUGAACUAAUAAAGUUAGAGAAAAUUAUUAACUAAAAAAUAACGACAAUUGUAUGCUAAAUAAGCAUAUAUAACUAUCCUUAAGAGAGAACUCCAAUUUGCUUGGUACACCAAAUAUAUAUUUGGGUAAAUAUUACAUAUUAAUUUGUUUUAAUAUGUUUUUUUUUUUAAUUUUUACAUAUUAUUAACAAUUAAUAAAUUCAUUUGUCCGAUUUUAUAAUCGGUAGAUGCUUAGUUUUUCUAUUAUACAAUUCAUAAAUCUUUGGAACAGGUAAAAUUACACAUAUGUAUGCUCUCUAUUUGUUUAAGCAUGUUAAAUAGUUAUAUAAUAGCUUAGAAGUGCAUGAGAUGUAACAUAUUUUACUAAGACAGUAAAUUAAAUUGUUAUACGGAAUAAAACCGGUUGCUUUACCGAAGUUUUUUCGAUACGGCAACAGAUCAUAUAAUAUAGUACGUAUUCUCAUUCCAAAUGUACCUAACUCGCAACGCAAUUAUCAAUAUGUACAGUAUUUUUAUUUUCUUAAAUUAUAAAUUUGACAUUAUUCAUCAUUAAUUUUAAUUUUACUGGUAUAUGAUACAUAUAAUAGUUAAAUCCAAUGUGGUUUAUUUUCAUCCUUCAGAAAUCUUCGCGCGACAAGUUAAUUUAAAAAAUACCAUCAAGAUAUUUUAUGUAUGUGUUCCAAAUUUGAGAUAUAGAAUGCACCUAUUUUCCAUGCAGUUAGCGCCAAUAAAGAAUAUGAUGCGAUGCUUUUCCCCGACAGUUGAAUAACAGGUGUGUGUUAUUACUUUGUAAUUAGUAUAAACCACAAACUACAAAAAUUACACGAGUAUCCUUUUGUCAUUAGAAAAUCGUUAUAUAAUUAAGUUAUAUAUAAAUCUGAUGUUUUUAUGACUGUUUACAGAUGUAUUAAAUUAUUAAUAUUUGAACAUUCAACAACUAUGUAUUUGUGAUAUAUCGAUUUCGUAUAUUUAGUGGUUCUUCCCUAUUUUUUGCAUUAUAUUUCGCACAAAUCAUGGACUUAUAUUUAACAAUUAUAUAUGACUAUCUCGGUGUUAUUAUAAAAUUUCUGGGAUUCACAAUAAAUUAUUGUCUUUUAAUUUUUGAUUACAUAUUUGCUGAGUAGUUUGAGGUUUCAGUGCAAUUACUAUAUUGAAGUCAAGGCGAGAUCAUACAUCCAUCUGGAUUAGUGCUUGUAUUUUCAUUAUUUCUUUUAUCUGCAGAUUACUGGUUUCCAGUUUUCAAAAGCUCAAUUCUCACGAAGAGAGCUUUAAAGAAAAUGAAAUAUGAAAAAAAAUAUAACUGACUGCCAGAAACUAUAAAAAGUUUAUCAAAACUUAAGCAGUUAAAGAUUUAUAAUACAUAUCGAGCUAGAACCAACAAACUAAUUUAGACAAAAAAUUUCAAAUUUUCAGGAAAUAUCUCGCUUAACGAAAUUGAAUGAAAUAUGUUAGACGUAUACCCCCCUCCCCCCUUUUACGGUUUAAAACUUCACUCAAUUGAAUUGAAAUUAGAUCAGUUUAUCUAUUAGGAACUUCAACUGUUUUUAUUAAAAUGGAAAUUAGUUUCGAUUUAUAUUACGUUGACCAAAAUGCUCGUGAUUCCUCAAAUCCAUUUGGACUUCCUAACAGCAGGAUAACCAAAGUUUUAUGGACAAAUGAAUUGCUUCUAAAUAAUGUUAAGUUAUUUUUGUUUAAAUCAAAUUGAAGCUUGCCUCAUCCAGUUCCGAGAUUUCACUACAUGAACUCAACGGAUUUUUCACCUUUCUAUGUACAUGUACAAAAUAACUGAUUAAAAUAAUUUUAAAUUAUAAAUAAAAUACUCAUAUUCAAUUUUUUAUUGAUAUUUUUCUUAAAUAAAUGCAGUGAUGUUUAACUUCAACUGUUUUGACGAUCGAUAGCAAUAAUACUGAAUUUCCAAACGUAAACCAAGGUGCAGUUAGGUUGAAAAUCGUGAAAGGAACCUUGUAUUAAGUUUCAAAAAUAUUCAGAUAUUUAUUUUGCGACAUUUGUGUCAAGUUUUCUGUCCCACAUUCAGCAACUACUUCACUAGCUUCAUUGUAUGAUGACAUUCAUUUGGAUUUCAAUGCAAUUCACUCAGAAUUAUUCAUUUGUCGCUUGUCAUUAAUUACAUAUGUAUGUAUUAUAUUUUCGAAUAAGUAAGUAUAUUUAUGAUUUUAUGAAAAUUGAGUAAGGGGUUUCCAUGAGUCUCAAAAAACAUAUGUAGUUAAAAUAUAGUAUGUAAUAUUAAUAUAUUAUAUAAAAAGUCAUAAAAUAUCUUAUAAUUAAAAUUCGCUCUAAGUUUUUAACUAUCUGCACAUAUUUAUAGUUAGCUUUCAGUUAUAUGCAAAUACAUAUGUGUACAUUAUAAGUUCAGUCCAUGUUAAGUUUGUUUGUGUUUACCAUAAAUUUCGAAAAUGAAUUGAAAAGCCUUAAAAUUUAAGUUAAUUGGGUGUAAUAAAUUACAUUAUGAUGAAAUAUAUACACACAAAAAGUCUGUAAAUACAAGGUGUAUCCAAAAGUAACCCAACUUUAUAUUUAAAUCAUAAAACAUGCAGCGAUACGUAUAUCCGUUGAAAAUUUGAAGCAUUAAAAAAUACAUCCAGCCAUCAAACACACCUAACUUCAUAUAAAUCGGAUGACAAAUGUUAAAUUUACCGUAAUUUCAAUAAAAGAAGAAAGGUACAAUUGUUCCAUUUUUACAAAGAGCAAAUACAUUAUUUUGUGUUAAUCGCCCUCACAUACGAAUUGAUGAAAAAGUUCUUGGUUAUGAUCAUAUGAGUAGUACUCAAGUACUCACGAAUUCAAAAUGGUCAUGAGGAUUUAAAUGACGGUCAAGGAUGGCAUAGCAAUCAUGCUAAACUAGCGGAGACAGCCCGUAAAGUAACUUUACAAAACUAUUUGAAUAAUUUUAUCUGAAGAUUUGGGUAAAAGAAAGAUCUGUGUGCAUUUUCCUCUAUAUUAAUAAAAUGAAGAAAAGAGAACGAUUUUUGAUAAAAAAAACGGAUUUCUCUAUCAACCACGAUUCUUAUUUGCCUGAUCUAUCACAAUGAGACUUUUUUCUCUUUCCAAAACUGAAAAUAAACAUGAAGGAAAAUGAAAAGAGCAUUUUUUGAUCAUAUCCCUGAGAAAAAGUUCGGUUAUUUUCAGGAUACACUAUAUACGGAUAGUGGAAAAAAACAAAUGCAUGAAAAACAGUUCCGAGAGGGGUUUAUUGCGUUCAUGCAUUGAAGACAAGGUGCAUAACGUUAUAUUAUUUUAACUAUGGAUUAUUAUAUACAUAUGUACAUAUGUAUGUACAUAUAGACAAUGUAUAAGUACAUACAUAUAGUAGAUAAAUAAAGCACUGAUUUAAGCUCUUUGGACAUUUGGAAAAAGAUACCUUAAAAAAUAUAUGUAGGUACAUAUGUAUAUGUAAAUAAAUAUGUAUUAAAUAAUGUUACUGUCAUUAAAAUACCAGUCAUUCACACGCCAUUAGUUAAAUACGAGUAUAAUACAACAAGUUAGAUUAAAGGGAAAUGUUCUCAAGGUACAUUUGGGAGUGUAGCUACCGAGAAAAUGAGUAGGCUUAAGUUAAUUUAUCUGCACAUGCUGUUAUACAUAUACAUACUAUAUAUGUAUAUAUAUGUAUGAAGUCGUUUGUUAAAAUUUGUCGCGUGGACUGCAUUACAAAGAGAAAGAAAUAAAAAUAAAGCAAAGACACAUAACAUAAAUAAUCACUGUUAUUCCUUUAUUUUUUGAAAUUUAAGCAUUUGCUCAUCAGAAAGAUACACCAUAGGUAACAUAAUAAAUAAAUCUACAAGUACUAUACUGAAUGAGCUGAAAAUAAAAUGAAAACGAAGAGUUACAAAAAACAAAGUUGAAUGUUAAAAUUAAAAAAGAUAUUAAUAAAAA